Messenger RNA from Prunus mume (Japanese apricot), 621 nucleotides. Lineage: Eukaryota; Viridiplantae; Streptophyta; Magnoliopsida; Rosales; Rosaceae. The record is from RefSeq and is a predicted model, not a curated record.
AUGGCUGCUAUAAUUUUGCUAGAGAGUAGCUCGGUAAUGCUGGCACCGUGGCAUGGCCUCAGUGCCCGAAUCCAAGGUAAUAUUAGAAAUCCAGUGUUUGAGGAAGUACAUGGUGAGGACCUAUGGAGCUUUGGCCCAGCCAAUCCUAGUCACAACAAGCUUUUCAAUGAAGCAAUGGCUUGUGAUGCAAGGGUGGUUGUGCCUGCAGUGAUUGAAAGUUGUAUAGAGGUGUUCAAAGGGCUUGACACAGUAGUAGACGUGGGCACGGGUAAUGGGACUGCUUUGUGCUUGUUGGUUGAGGAGUAUGACCGCGUUGAGAAUGUUGGAGGUGACAUGUUUGAUUAUGUUCCAAAGGCUGACGCUGUAAUUAUUAAGUGGGUUCUUCAUGACUGGGAAGAUGAUGAGUGCAUCUCUAUCCUUAAGAAGUGCAGGGAAGCUAUUCCUGAGGACAAAGGGAAGGUGAUAAUCAUAGAAGCGGUUAUCGAUGAAAAAGACGAGAAAGAGGACAGCGAGCUAACAAAUGUGAGAUUGAUGCUAGACAUGGUGAUGAUGGCCCAUACUAAUACAGGAAAAGAAAGGACCUUGAAGGAAUGGGGGUAUGUUCUUGAUGAUGGCCCAUAA